Durusdinium trenchii is the source of this 240-nucleotide messenger RNA. Lineage: Eukaryota; Dinophyceae; Suessiales; Symbiodiniaceae. The record is from the annotation of a GenBank genome assembly.
GAACGCAAACGCGCCGUCAACCUUGGCCUAUGCCUCGGAAUCGGAGCCAGCUCUCCGCAACCGCAUCGCGAACUUGCACCCGAAAGCCUUUGUUUCCGAUGAUGCCAGGAAACACCUGCCCGGACAUGUUCUGAAGAAGGCUGCCAAUAGGAUCGCAAAGAUCCAGCCGGAUGCCUUCUUGCUCGAGCAGGUGCCCGACAUUGUCAAGCACAAGAAGUUCUUUGGCAACGUCUUGGCCAA